GCCAGACUCCGCUCAGGGCCCCAGGGCUGGCCCUGGGGCGGGAGGGGAGGGGUGGGCCUGGAAGGUGGAGCGGGCUUGGCUUGCAUUGGCUGCCUUUUCCAAGACAGCAGUGCCCAUGCUUGCCCAGCGGGCCCGAGCAGAGUGAGCCCGAGUCUCCUGGAGGAAUGGCUGGAAAAGCCCGCACCUGGGGGACCCUCCCUCCCGGCCCCUCCACGGCAGGCCGCCUCUGGGAGACGCUGGGGGCCGCAGAGGAGUGAGUGGCGGGGAGCAGUGCACCGGCUCACCAGCACCGGGUGGAGAGCAGCAGGCGAGGAUGGAGGCGGUGGACAGCCUCCUCGUGAAUGGGAGCAACAUCACUCCGCCCUGCGAACUGGCCAUCGAGAACGACACGCUCUUCUGCCUGGACCGGCCCCAUCCGCCCAAAGAGUGGCAGCCGGCCGUGCAGAUCCUCCUGUACUCCCUGAUCUUCCUGCUCAGCGUGCUGGGGAACACCCUGGUCAUCACCGUGCUGAUCCGCAACAAGCGGAUGAGGACCGUCACCAACAUCUUCCUGCUGUCGCUGGCCGUCAGCGACCUCAUGCUCUGCCUCUUCUGCAUGCCUUUCAACCUCAUCCCCAACCUGCUCAAGGACUUCAUCUUCGGCAGCGCCGUCUGCAAGACCACCGCCUACUUCAUGGGCACGUCUGUGAGUGUAUCCACUUUCAACCUGGUCGCCAUCUCUCUGGAGAGGUACCGUGCGAUCUGCAAACCCCUGCAGUCCCGGGUCUGGCAGACGAAAUCCCACGCUCUGAAGGUGAUCGCUGCCACCUGGUGCCUCUCCUUCACCAUCAUGACUCCGUACCCGGUUUAUAGCAACUUGGUGCCUUUUACCAAAAACAACAACCAGACGGCGAACAUGUGCCGCUUCCUGCUGCCAAGCGACGUGAUGCAGCAGUUCUGGCACACGUUCCUGUUGCUCAUCCUCUUUCUGAUUCCUGGAAUUGUGAUGAUGGUGGCAUAUGGAUUAAUCUCUUUGGAACUCUACCAAGGAAUAAAAUUUGAUGCUAGCCAGAAGAAGUCUGCUCGAGAGAGGAAGGCGAGCACGGGCAGCGGCGGCGGGAGGUACGAGGACAGCGACGGCUGCUACCUGCAGCGGCCUCAGCCCCGCCGGCAGCUGGAGCUGCAGCGCCUGUCCAUCGCCAGCGGCCGCGGGGCCAGCCGCAUCCGCAGCAGCAGCUCCGCCACCAACCUGCUGGCCAAGAAGCGGGUGAUCCGCAUGCUCAUGGUCAUCGUGGCGCUCUUCUUCCUGUGCUGGAUGCCCAUCUUCAGUGCCAACGCCUGGCGCGCCUUCGACCCCGCCUCGGCCGAGCGCCAGCUCUCCGGGACGCCCAUCUCCUUCAUCCUCCUGCUGAGCUACACGUCCUCCUGCGUCAACCCCAUCAUCUACUGCUUCAUGAACAAGCGCUUCCGCCUGGGCUUCCUGGCCACCUUCCCCUGCUGCCCGCACCCCGGGCCCCCGGGGCCGCGGGGAGAGCCGGGGGAGGAGGAGGGCAUGACCAUGGGGGCGUCUCUGUCCAGGUACUCCUACAGCCACAUGGGGGGCAAUGCCCCCUGAGGGUGGAGGCAGCAGGGGUGCUGGGGAAGGGAGAGGAGGAGAAAGCAGGGAUGAAAAGGGGGAGAAGAGAGGCUCCCUUCCAGGGGGAACUCGCCAUGGCUGCUCUUCCUCCUCCCUCCUGGUUGGGGACGGGCCCUGGCUUGUUUUCCUGAGUUCGAGGCAUUUUCCCUAACAUCCUCCGCAGGAAACCUCAGCAGGCGGGGCACUGAGUCCAGCAGGGUUCAUGCUGCCAACGUGAUUGCCCAGCACAGGUUCCACCUGGGGGAGAGGAGGUGCAGGGACAGGGGCCCUCCUGAGCUUUAGAAGGUUCUAGGCCAUCGAGGGUGGGCUCUCCCUCCUGGCGACACACUUCUGG
Pipistrellus kuhlii (Kuhl's pipistrelle) is the source of this 1949-nucleotide messenger RNA. RefSeq names its product cholecystokinin A receptor (gene CCKAR). Gene Ontology annotation, molecular function: cholecystokinin receptor activity; neuropeptide receptor activity. The transcript is spliced from 5 exons. Gene Ontology annotation, cellular component: membrane. NCBI's taxonomy places the organism in Eukaryota, Metazoa, Chordata, Mammalia, Chiroptera, Vespertilionidae. The record is from RefSeq and is a predicted model, not a curated record. Gene Ontology annotation, biological process: neuropeptide signaling pathway. The coding region runs from base 314 to 1594 and encodes 426 amino acids.